ACCCUACAUGUUUUUAAAAAGGGAAGACUGAUAUUGUGAUUGAGUACCUAAAAGUCACAAAAUUCCACUUCUAAAUAUUUGACCAAAAUAUAACAUCUUGCAUGAAACUCAAACCAUACAUACAUACUCACCCUUUUAACAUUCUUUCAUCUUCUCUUCUCUCUCCAUAUCCAAUUUCUUCCACUUCCCAUUAAAAACAAGACACACUUGCAUUUGCAUACCAUUUAUAGAUCUCAUGAAUCUUUGUUAUGUCUAGUUGUUAUGGAUGCUUUGUUUAGGCUUGUCAGCCACCAAAAGCAACACCACUCUCAUUCUUUCAACUCCACCACUACUAGAACAUCUAAUUCUAGUAGUUCUAAAUCAUCCCACUUUAUUUACAACCAAGAUCAAGAUCAAGAUCAAGAAGAAUGCUUUAACUUUUUUAUGGACGAAGAAGAUUUCUCUUCUUCUUCCUCGCGCCACCACCACCACCACAACCAAUACUACUCUUCUCCCCAACCACCAUUUCACCACCAAUCGUCGUCUAACACGCCCACUCCCACCACUAGCACCACUACCACCCCUCCGCCUAUAUCCCACUAUGGUUUCUCUUCUUCCGACCUCCAACACUCUGAUCCCAAUAUCAACUACUCUUACUCUCCAUCUCGGGAUGUCACCAUGGAGUACUCCAACUCAUUCUCCAACAACACGUGGGCGUCCGACUUAUUGUUGGACGCCGCACGCGCUGUAGCCGAUAAAAACAGCAAUCGGCUACAGCAGCUCAUGUGGAUGCUCAACGAGCUCAGCUCUCCAUACGGAGACACCGACCAAAAACUCUCAUCCUACUUCCUCCAAGCACUUUUCAGCCGCAUGACAGAGUCUGGUACCAGAAGCUACCAGACUCUCUCAUCAGCGUCUGAAAAAAUGUGCUCAUUCGAUUCAACUCGAAAACUCGCUCUCAAGUUCCAAGAAGUCAGCCCGUGGACAACAUUCGGCCACGUGGCGUCCAACGGCGCGAUCAUGGACGCCUUCGACGGCGAAUCCAAACUCCACAUCAUUGACGUGAGCAACACGUUUUGCACGCAAUGGCCGACCUUACUCGAAGCCAUCGCCACCCGCGCCGAUGAAACACCACACGUCGCUCUCACCACCGUCAUCGCCACUCGCACGGACGCCGUCUCCGCCGUACAAAAAGUCAUGCGAGAAAUCGGUAACCGCAUGGAGAAAUUCGCUAGGUUAAUGGGCGUACCAUUCAAAUUCAACGUAAUUCACCACACCGGUGAUCUAUCCGAUCUAAACUUCAAUCAAUUAACAAUCGAAAACGACGAAGCAGUCGCCGUUAACUUCAACGGCACGUUACGCACCGUAAACAACCGCCGUAGAGAUUACUUGUUCAACACGUUACGCAAUUUUCGUCCAAAAAUCAUCACAAUCGUUGAAGAAGAAGCGGAUCUAAGCAUCGGAACCGACGGAUUUGAAUUCGUGAACGGAUUUCAAGAAUGUUUACGGUGGUUUAGGGUUUACUUCGAGGCGUUAGACGAGAACUUUCCGAAAACGAGUAACGAACGGCUGAUGUUGGAGAGGGCGGCAGGACGAGCGGUGAUGGAUCUGGUGGCGUGUUCGCCGGAGGAGUCAGUGGAACGGCGGGAGACGGCGGCGAAGUGGUCGAGUAGGUUGAGCGGUUGUGGAUUUAGAGCGGUGGCGUAUAGUGAUGAGGUGUGUGAUGAUGUGCGGGCGUUGCUGCGGCGGUAUAGGGAGGGGUGGGGGAUGAGUACGGCGGAGACGGUGGCCGGAAUAUUCUUGUUGUGGAAAGAAACGCCGGUGGUGUGGGCGAGUGCAUGGAAGCCGGUGUGAUUGUGACUUGCACUAAAAAAAAAAGAAAAAACAAAAUCUUAAAAAAAAAGAAAAAAAUUGAAAAAAAAAAGAUGAAAAUAGAAAAGAGGAAAAGGAAAAGCUGAUGGAGGCAUGCGUAUGGGGUGGAGUGAGUGGGUUUUUUUGUAUGACAUUUUUUUUUGACCUUUUUUCUUAUAUUUGAAGGGAAAGAGAAUUGGGAUUUUUGUUAUUAUUUUUUUAGGGUUGAAGAAUUGGGUUUGACUUUGAUUGAUUGAAUAGCAAGUGAAGGUAACAUAUUAUUCUCCUUGAUAUUUGUUUUAUCCUUGUUGUUGUUGCUUUUUUUAAUUUUAGUUAAAUGGUUGUGGAUUUUGUUUAA
Helianthus annuus (common sunflower) is the source of this 2188-nucleotide messenger RNA. RefSeq names its product protein SHORT-ROOT. NCBI's taxonomy places the organism in Eukaryota, Viridiplantae, Streptophyta, Magnoliopsida, Asterales, Asteraceae. Gene Ontology annotation, molecular function: DNA-binding transcription factor activity; sequence-specific DNA binding. Gene Ontology annotation, cellular component: nucleus. Gene Ontology annotation, biological process: radial pattern formation; regulation of DNA-templated transcription; negative regulation of mitotic cell cycle. The record is from RefSeq and is a predicted model, not a curated record. The transcript has a single exon. Bases 262 to 1833 code for a protein of 523 amino acids.